Lynx canadensis (Canada lynx) is the source of this 2846-nucleotide messenger RNA. RefSeq names its product RUS family member 1 (gene RUSF1). Lineage: Eukaryota; Metazoa; Chordata; Mammalia; Carnivora; Felidae. The transcript has 13 exons. The record is from RefSeq and is a predicted model, not a curated record. Bases 92 to 1498 code for a protein of 468 amino acids.
AAAGAUUGCACCUCUACAGCCGCCGUAGCCAAGCCGGAAAUGUAGUCCCGCCACGUUUCCUGUCUAGCGGGCCUGAAGGAAGAGCUGCGAGAUGGCUGACGCCUCGACUCUUAAUCGCCCACUGUGCUGUGAACAGUUCGGUUCCGGGGCCGCGCGGGGCUGUUUCGCCGCCGCCGACGGGAGUCUGCAGUGGGAAGCUUGGGGGUGGCGCUGGUGGGAUUUCUCCGGGGCCUUUACAGUGAAACCCCAAAGACUGGCUGGCGGCGCAGGGGGUGCUCUCGGCACUGCUUCACCACCUCUCUCCAGCCUCAUAGCCGUGUUCCUGCCGCAGGGCUUCCCCGAUAGCGUCAGCCCGGACUAUCUGCCCUACCAGUUAUGGGAUUCCGUGCAGGCCUUUGCUUCCAGCCUCUCAGGCUCCCUCGCCACCCACGCAGUCUUGCUGGGCAUAGGGGUGGGGAACGCAAAAGCUUCUGUUUCAGCUGCCACUGCCACCUGGUUGGUGAAAGAUUCAACUGGCAUGUUGGGCCGCAUCAUCUUUGCCUGGUGGAAAGGGAGUAAACUGGACUGCAAUGCCAAGCAAUGGAGGCUUUUUGCUGAUAUCCUCAACGAUGUAGCUAUGUUCCUCGAGAUUAUGGCUCCCAUUUAUCCAAUCUUUUUCACCAUUACCAUCUGUACCAGCAACCUGGCCAAGUGCAUUGUGAGUGUGGCUGGUGGGGCCACUCGGGCUGCCCUGACCAUGCACCAGGCCCGGAGAAACAACAUGGCUGAUGUGUCAGCCAAGGAUAGCAGUCAGGAGACACUGGUAAACCUGGCAGGGCUCCUGGUCAGUCUCUUGAUGCUUCCCCUCGUGUCAGAUUGCCCUGGCUUCAGCCUUGGUUGUUUCUUCUUCCUCACUGCCCUUCACAUCUACGCCAAUUACCGGGCAGUCCGAGCCCUUGUCAUAGAGACCUUGAAUGAAGGCCGACUCCGGCUGGUCCUGAAGCACUUCCUUCAGAGGGGAGAGGUACUUGGCCCCACUUCAGCUAAUCAGAUGGAGCCACUGUGGACAGGUUUUUGGCCAUCUCAGUCUCUAUCCCUGGGGGUCCCCCUACACCGCUUGACCUCCAGUGUUUUUGACCUGCAACAGCUGGUUGAGGGACACCAAGAGCCCUACCUCCUUCGCUGGGACCUGUCACAAAACCAGGUGCAAGUCGUUUUGAGCCAGAUGGCAGGCCCUGAAACCAUCCUAAGGGCUGCUACACACGGGCUGGUGCUUGAAGCCCUGCAGGGAGAUGGGCCCCUCCCAAGAGGGCUGGAGGAACUGAGGAACCAAGUAUGGGCAGGUCCUGAGAAAGACAACUGGGUCAUCGUCAGGGACACACACCAAGUGUUGGACAAGCUAUUCCCAAAGUUCUUGAAAGGACUGCAGGAUGCAGGCUGGAAGACUGAGAAGCACCAGCUAGAGGUGGAUGAGUGGAGAGCCACAUGGCUUCUGUCUCCAGAAAAGAAGGUCUUGUGAGGUGGAGGCCCACCCAGGUCUCAGGACAGGAGCCUGAAGCAAGCACACUUUGGCCACAGCACAAUGUGGGAACAGCAGCUUUAUUUUUGCUUAGGGGAACUGCUGUGGCAGUUUGGCCAAGGCCUCAUGGGCUAUGACUGCCAGUCAGGUAGACUGGGCCCCUGGCAGUGGAGAGAAAGGGAACCAGGGCCUUCCCCCUCCCUCUCCCUGCCCUACUCCCUUCUCACCACUGCAGGCUCCCCACUCCCAUUCAUUGUGAAGCUGAGCCCUGCCCUGGCAGUGGCUCAUGGUGUCCAACACGGUUGGCCUCAGGCAUAAAAGCCCCAGAGGAACGUGGCCACAGCCAUCAUUAGCAGGGCAUUGAAGUUGACCACACGGGCCCAACUCGAGUCCUCACUGAUGUCCUCCAGCCGCCUGGCUGCUGCAGCCACUUCCUCCUGGGUAGGGGCUGGGGGACUACCUGCCCCACUCCUGCUCAUUCCACAGAACCAGAGCAGGCACCGGCGGAACAUGCCCGGUGUUGGGGACUGGGGCUCUAGGGAAAAUUGACACCCUACAGUUAGUUUGAGGAAACCUGGCUCCCCUAGUCCUUAGCCCCGCCUCCUGAAGCAGUGCCUUACCCUCCAUCUCCACUGCAUGUUCAGGACACCCAUUCUGUACAGGGGGUGAAGUUGAACCUUCUAGCUCAUCGGCAUCCAGGUCCUCCCGCUGCUCCUUGCUGUGCCGUAGACUGAAAACCAGGCGGUGGAGCUGGGGAAGGGAGUGGGGACCAAGUGAAAGUGCUGUUCCCCCACCCCAGACCCUGAAGUCUCUUGUCCACCUGGUACCCCCUUAGCACCCUCGGUCUAGCCUGUAUACUUAAUCCAGACUCCGUUCACUCAAACCCAACUUUCCAUGGCUGCCCUUUGCCCUCAUACUAAACCUAGGCCUUUCAACUGUGUGUUUAAAGUUCUUGGCCCUGCUCACCCCCUGCUUCAUCAACCCAGGUCCCUCUCUACAUUCAAAUUGUAGUACUUUAGACCCUGGUCUUCUAGUCCUGCUAACAGUGUACCUUCCUGUGGAUAUUUGUCCACAUAGUUUCCUCCUGCUGCCUUUCCCCCUUCUCUACCGGCCUAUCCUUCUGCCCAGCUCUUUUGUCCUGGCCCCCAAUCAACCCUACCCUGGGGCAUCUGCCCUGCAACAGCAUAAGACCAAACUCUUUGUGGGCCUUCAAAAUGGUACUCUGCCCCUCUCAGCCACCAGUCAGAUCCUGUGUUUUGAGUUCCACAGGCCAUGCCAGGGACUUUGUGGGACAGUCUUCAAGCCACCUCCCCCCAGACCACCUCAAAUAAAUGUCAUUUAAAUAAAA